CGGGGUUUACGCAUCAUCUACGUAAGAAAGGAGCAGGAAGAAAAUAAAGACACUGUAGAGAUAACACUGUCAAAAUAACGUCGUUUAUAGUAUAUCGGCUUGAUACUGACAAAUAACCUAAGCGUAAUCCUGUGUGGAGGGAAACGCGGUGAUAUUUUCCAGUCAUUGUUUUUAUUUCCAGCAGUUUUUCUGUGACCAGCGUUAUUGCACAUACAGUAGCAGAUGAAAAAAGGAAUGCCUGAAAAACAUGUCUCACAAAGAAGAUAAUGAAGGCAAAAAGAGCCCUCACCGCACUGAAUUGUACACCAGCAUCCCUGGAACAUGUCUGCCCAUUGUGUACCACCCUGACUACAACAUCACCUUCAUGGGCCUUGAAAAGCUCCAUCCAUUUGAUGCAGGGAAGUGGGGGAAAGUCAUUCACUUCUUGAAAGAGGAGGAGUUCAUCACUGACGGGAACCUGGUGGAAGCGCGUGAAGCUACAGAAGAGGACCUGCUGGUGGCUCACACCAAAGGCUACCUCAACAGAUUAAAGUGGUCUUUUGUGGUGGCAACCAUCACAGAAAUCCCACCCCUCAUGUUGCUGCCUAAUUUCCUGGUGCAGCGGAGAGUGUUGAGGCCGUUGCGGACACAGACUGGAGGAACAAUAAUGGCAGGAAAACUGGCUGUUGAUAAAGGAUGGGCCAUAAAUGUAGGAGGAGGCUUCCACCACUGCUCCGGGGACAAGGGAGGGGGCUUCUGUGCCUACGCCGACAUCACUCUGGCCAUCAAGUUUCUGUUUGAGAGAGUGGAGGGCGUCUCCAAGGCUACCAUCAUCGAUCUGGAUGCUCAUCAGGGAAAUGGACAUGAGCGAGACUUCUUGGAGGACAAGAGAGUGUUCAUCAUGGAUAUGUAUAACCGAUACAUUUAUCCCGGGGACACGUUUGCCAAAAGAGCCAUAAAGAGGAAGGUGGAGCUGGACUGGGGCACUGAAGACUCCGAGUACCUUCAGAAAGUGGAACUUCACUCAGAGGGAGCGCUGAAUGAGGUACGACCUGACAUCAUCGUCUACAACGCUGGGACAGACAUCUUGGAUGGGGACCCGCUUGGAGGACUCUCCAUAUCUCCACAGGGAAUUGUAAAGAGAGAUGAGAUCGUGUUCAGGGCCGCGAGGCGACGAGGCAUCCCGAUACUUAUGGUGACAUCCGGGGGAUACCAGAAGAAAACAGCGCGCAUCAUCGCCGACUCCAUACUGAACUUGCACCAGCAGGGCCUGAUAGGAGCAGAGGCUCUGGAGGCAGAGGGAUCGUCAUCACUGGUGACCAGCAUGAUGUGCAGCUCUGGAUCUGUGGGCUCCAGAUUCACGGCUGUGUGAGGCACGAGAGUCCUGGAGGAGUUCUCACCUGCAGGUGUGUCAUCCACUUGAGAGGUGUUUAAAGGCACUACAGUAACUUUUUAUUGCACACUGACCAUGAAACUCCAAGGUUACUGCUGAAAUGUGCUUCUUUAAUAUGAAGGAAACAGGUGGUUGACCGAUGCUAGUUUGCACAUAAGCAACAAAAAAUAAGCUUUUUUUUUAUUUUUAUUUUUUUUAGAUUUUUCAUUUUAGAUGUAGACGGAAUACCUGAAGGAGAAACAAAAAAAAGAGUCCUGAAACAAUCAAAUUCUCCUGACUGCAGUCAAUUUCAGAAGCUUUCAGAAACUACAAAUGGAUUUGUUUAAAUAUUCAUUCGAUGGAGAAUAAUGGUUUUUAUGUUUAAUGCAUUAUUUCGGGCGGCGUUUUAGAGAGGUAUUCUUUCAUCUCAGGAAAUGUAAUUAUGUCAUUUGUGGGCGAUUUGAUGUAUUAGUAGUUCAUGAAUGAGUUAAGAGGUUUGAUAUUCUAACAGUAAAUGAAUAACCCUCUAUUAAAUGGUUCUGGAGAUGAAACACAAGAUAACUCCACAUGAAAGCGGAACAUAAUCUAACGGUGAUGUUUAACCUUCUUAAACAUGAGAAGUCUUCUUUAUUACUUGUUAACAUUUAGUUUAUGAGUUUAAUUCUGAUGUUUGCACUUGAAUAUAUUUUUAAUAAUUGAACAGUUAAUUGUGUUCCAUUGAUCAAAAUGUGCCAUUGGGAUUAAUACUUACCCUUCUAAUUGACUGUAUCUGUGCAGUUCACGUUUACAUGACCACUUGUAUGGUUUUAUUGUUGGUACUAAAAAUGGCUUUUUGAGGGCGUUUUCACAUAAGGCACGAUUAUUUUAUACCAUGCUCGACGAAAGAACUUUGGGGUCAAGUGUGCUCAGAUCUGGGCCCGGGUCCCUAAUGUGAAACCAGCCUAAUUGUGAACAAAUUUGCACUUUUACUGGUGUAUUGUGAUAGUACGUUAACACUCCCAGUCUCCUAAAAAUCAAUGUUCUUGUCGUAGUUUGUCUGUGGUCUGUAGAUCAAACCUUCAUUAAUGUAAACGGUUUAAAUGUGAGAGAGGUGCUUUUCCUGGGUUUUUUAGUUCUGAGAGGUUUGCAGUCGUGUACUAUAGAGACCUCCUUAAUGAGGUUUACAUUCUCAGUGGUUUUAUUAGUGCAGACAAAUUAGAUAUUUUGGAUCAAUGUGAUUCAUGCAGCAACUUCCAAAAAUCACUGACACAUUCACUGGGCGUGUUGAUGUCUGUGUUCGGGUUCUUCUGCCCCUUUAAGCCAUGUAAAGUUCAAAAGUUUACUCUGAAUGUUCGAGGCACAACUUUAAGAUCAUUUACAGCUUCUGGCUUUGUAUAUCUACUCAACUGUGAAACCAAGAACUUUGCUGAGACCCACUAACAUGGUACCAUGGUCAUAAAGAAGUUCUCUGAAUCCCUGCUGCAGUCAGAUUACAAACUGAGUGAAUGACACAAACGAACAAUUCAUACUUUUCAUGUGACGUCACACACUUACUGCACCGCCCACCUGGCAGGCGAGGGAUUCGUCCUCCUGCUUCAUGAUGCAUGCAGCAUUUUUUUAAAGGGACGACAGUUGUUUAAUUGGAUGUUUUAAAUGACGAGAAGACCAGCCCUGGUUUAACUUCCACAGAUUUCCAUCUGAGAAGGAAAACAGUCUGUUUUUUGCACAGGCAGCGUCAAUCCUAGUACAAAACCAAUGCCAUUCAGCGCUCAUCGUCUGAUGUUUUUUUGCCAGUUUGAUCUCGGUUGACUUUCAUUGGCUUUCAUUCUGGCGCUCAUUCUCAACAGUAGUUAUAUAUGAACAACACCGGAGUGAAGUUCUUGUUGAUUAUAGCAAGAGCACAAAACUUAGAGUUUAUCUUACCUUUUGGGGUUGUCAGGUGAUGUAAACAUGCAUUUUUUUUAGAAGAGAUGGAAAAUAUAGAAGCCCAUGCUGCAGCUCAGCAGAGUCUUCAAUGUUUUCCGCCACUUUCUGAAGCUGUCUCGGCGUCAGUCACGUGACUGAAACCUAUGAAUCAAGUCUUAUUAUCAAGCUGGAUAAAAAAAACAGGGAUGCCAAAUUUCAUUUAAAGGACAAAUACAUGUGCAAAUAAUUUAGGAUGCAGUUUAUGAGUUGCAAACAUCCUUUUCAGUUUAAACUUAAACUUCUGACUUGACCAUGUUUCUAGGAUUCAGCAAUGAUAAUGGUUAAUAUGUCUUAAGGUAGAAAUGAUGGCCAAACUGAAAUAUGUAGAUCUAACCUGUGGCAACACACAAAUUCAAACACUGCUGAAGUGGAUGAGUGGAUGAGCUUUAGAAAAUUCUGAUUCCUAAAAGCUCAUUAGCUCCGUUGUGAAAUCCAUUGUGGAAUGUGGACGUGACAGAUGUGAUAGUGUGCAUCCUCUAGUGUGUGGUGAAGUGUUAAGAAAGCUCAGGGAGAAAAAGUUAAGACACAGCAAAGCUGUUGACCAAAUGAAAAGAGAAGUUAAUGUUGCUGUGAAUGUGGCUAAAGAGAACUUUUAAUUAUACAACCACAUCCUCUGUGGACUCUGGUGUCAGCCAUUGCGUUAUACAUGUUCUGCGGCUGAGUGGACCUGAAGUGGCAGCUGGCAGGUGCUGCUGCUUUGACUUUGUAAUGUUUUAAAAAAAAAAACUACUUUUUAACGCUCAUUAUAUCCCACUGCUCUGGCUUCAUUCUUCAGGAAAGAGAAGUGGAUGAGUGAGGAGGUGAGUACAGACUCAUGAUGUGUUAAAGGGAUCUUUGAACAACAUGAAACGCCGUGUUCUGGGGCUCAUCCAGGAAGCUGUUUGGACACACUCUUAAUGAAACUGUGAAACGCGGGGCCAUAUUAAUAAUGGCAGCCUUAAUUAGCUCAAGCUUUUUCGAUCUGGUGUGCUGCUUUUAAACACGGCUGAAGGUUUGGCGCAGCCUACCUUUAAUUAGGACUUAGAGUUUACCACUUAUUGUGAGACAGUCUCUACUUCAUAGUGAUGAGAUCGCAGCUCAUCAGCCCCAUUUCUGUGUCAGCCAGCGUUAUACUCACAUGUAGCUGAUUGAAUGUUGUGUGCCAAAAUAAUCCUGAAGCCUGCACAGCUGUACUGUACUUUGUUUUGUUAUACUAAUAUUGAGAACUACUUCUAUGUUUUCAUGAUGAUUUUGAAUAAAUCAUUAACAA
Molecule: messenger RNA, 4544 nt
Organism: Labrus bergylta (ballan wrasse)
Lineage: Eukaryota; Metazoa; Chordata; Actinopteri; Labriformes; Labridae
Gene: hdac11
Product: histone deacetylase 11
Cellular component (GO): histone deacetylase complex
Molecular function (GO): histone deacetylase activity
Source: RefSeq, a predicted model, not a curated record